UGCGUGAAGGCGUCGCGCUGCACGGGCAGCUACACGGCCCUAAAACUACAUUUCCCUCUGCAGUCGGCUUCGCAGUGUUGUCCGCGGCUAACCAGAGCUUGGGCAUAUUGCAAUAACUCUGUUUGUAAGCAGCUGCCUCGUCGUUGGGCGUCAAACUCCGAUCCAUGUUUAUUGCUGACAACUGACAGAAAUGUCAGAGACAUCAAGUGAUGCAGAGUCGUCGUGUGGCUGGACCAUUAUUAGUAAUGAGGGUUCAGAUAUCGAGACUUUGGGAUUAGAGGCGGCAGGGGAAUAUGGAGCUGAACUGCUAGAGCGCCAUCCAGUGGAGGAAACAAAGCUGCAGGACACACAGGCCUCUUCAUCAGCUGCUGAGUGUGUUGAGGAGAGGGUUGCUGAUUCUCUUGAUGACACUCUGGGAGAACAGACCAUAGAUGAGACACUGUAUGCUUCAGAGGUGGGACACAACACCACAGGGAAACAGCACGUGACUCCGUUGUCCUCCAGCGAUCACUCAGACAUCGUGACUCUGGGAGACUUGAAGGAGAACGAUCAUGUCGAGGUGGAAGAGGAGGCAGCGGUCAAUGAGGAGUUCUACCUCGGCACCUCCUGCAGCAGCCAGUACGCCUUCACUGCUGCAGAGACUGCAGGUUUGAUGUUAAGUCACUGGAAACUUCCACAGAGACUCAUGAACUUAGGCUACCAUCUGAGAAGUCAGCUGACUGGAGGUCGCUCUUUUCCAGUUUUCCCAGUGCAGCAGUCUGCAGUGACAAACUCGAGCAGCAGUGAGGACGAGGCAGGACGAAGCGGCAGCACUGUUGUCCGAAGACGAAGGUUGCGAAAGAAUGCCACGAACAUUGUGACGGACCCUGAAGAGGAGGAGGAGGAGGAGGUGCUGGAGUCUGGCCUGAGUGAUGAGGAGGAGGAGGAAGGUGAGGCGCAGCAGGAGGAGCAGGCAGAAGUUAGACCUGCUACUGCUGCUGCUCCGGGUGUUCGGGUGCAAGGCCAGGGCAGCAGCAUCCUCAACAAGUGUAUCCUGAUCGCCCUCGUCGUAGCCAUCAGCAUGGGCUUUGGACACUUCCAUGGCACGGUCCAGAUCCAAGAAAGACAGAAAACUGUGGACAAAAUCCGAGUGAAUGAACUCGAUGGUGUGCGAGAUCUGCUUCACCGACAUGUUAGAGGGCAAGCUGACCAGGUCCAGAGGGGUGACUUUGGCCUGGAUGACCUGGAUGAGCAAAAAGUAAUUUCAUUGCUCACAGAGGUGAUUAAGAAGAUGAAGAAAGAGAAUCAGGAGCUCAACAUGGAGACUGCAUCCAUUCAGGCCCAGAGAGACGACCUGGAAAUGUUGCUGAAACGGCAGGCUGAGGAGAGGUCUAACAUUGUGUCUCAACAGCAGAUGCUGGCAGCUGAGAACCAGCUGCUGAAAAGCUCCCUGGAACAAGAAGAAAAGUCCCUGUCGACCUUACAGGAGGAGCUGAGAAACUUGCGCUCUCAGAUUAGAGAUCUGGAGGCGAUGGGAACUGGUGCUGACUCACUGCUGUCAGAAAACCAGGGGCUGAAAGAGAAGCUGGAGGAGGAGAAACAGCUGAUCCGAAGUUUCCACAGCCAGAGGGAAGACAUGGUGGCUGAAGCACAGACCCUGAAGAAAAAACUCGACAGGGAGAGAAAGGUUACGGAUGAGCUGAGGAGAGAGUUAAAUCUGCUGCGAAGUCACAUCCCAAGAGCUGGAAAGGAAGCUGGCUCAGAGGGAGAAGAGCUACAGUCCCGUCUGAUGGAGCUGGAGCAGAGGUUGAGCUUUGAGCAGCAGCGCUCUGACCUGUGGGAGAGGUUGUACGUGGAAACCAAAGAAGAAAGAGCCAAAGGAGACACAGAGCCUAAAGUGAAAAAACCAAAAGAGGGCAUGGCAGGGAAAGUGAAAGAGACAUUUGAUGCUGUGAAGAACUCCACUAAAGAGUUUGUCCACCACCACAAAGAGCAGAUAAAGAAAGCAAAGGAAGCUGUGAAGGAGAACCUCAGGAAGUUUUCAGAUUCUGUCAAAUUAACUUUCCGAAACUUCAAAGACUCGGCUUCGACUUUCAUCAACAAAGCCAGAGGCUUUUAUGAUAAGAGACGCAAUGAUAAAAAUUCAAAAGAGUCGUGGCAGCACAGAUCCAACAGGCCUCAUAACAGACAGUGGAACAAAUUUGACCAGUUCUUCCAGAGCAACCACAACACUCGAAAAUCAGGGGGGAAAGUUCACGAAGAUCGAGGUCAAAACACCCACAAGUCCAACUUGAAAGGAUGCUCUGGGGUUUUCGACUGUGCCUACCAGGAGUCCAUGAGUCUCUUCAACAAAGCCAUGGAGCCGAUCAGAGCAGAUGAAUUUAACCAGCUGCUGCAGAGCUACCUGCAGCAGGAAGUCGACCACUUCCACCACUGGAAAGACCUGGAGAUGUUCAUCAACAACUUCUUCCACAAUGGGGUGUUCAUCCACGACCGGAUGCUGUUCACAGACUUUGUCAGCGGUGUGGAAGACUACCUGACCGACAUGCACGAAUAUCACGGACUUGAUGACGAUGUGUUUGAAGAUCUUGAUGACUACGUUUACCGGCACUUCUUUGGAGAGUCUUACACAAAAAACCAUGGCCCAACCGGGCCGUUUCAAAGACACGACUCUAAGGAGGAGUCGAGGGCGAAGCAUCAGCAGCGAAAGCAGCAGAGAGCCAGAUCUCGACCACACAGUGAACGCAAGUGGAGCCGAUCAGGAAGAAACACAGACAGACACAUGGCCGAUGUGAAAAUAGAACUGGGUCCCAUGCCGUUUGAUCCCAAAUACUGAAGAUAUCUCGACUGGUUUAACGUUAUAGUUGCAAAUUCUUUUUUGGGUUGUAUUUAGAUGCAAAGUCUUCUUUUUUUUUUGUAAGUUUGCACAACGUUGUCUUUUUAAUGCUACUGAACGUCCUCGAGCUCUUUGUGUUAAAUGAAGUAAUCGUUGUUAGGUUUGAGUGGAGAAGAUGUGGCAUAUGUUACAUGGACAACAUGUAUGAGUUCAUUUUACAAAUGUUAACAAAGUUAAACGCACUUAUUUUGGCCUGUAAAUUAUGGAUCCGAUGAAGAUUUCCUGCUGAAACACCAUUGAUUGCUUAUCUUCAAAGAUAGCACUUUAGAAAUACACAUAAAAUGUGAAUUGGGAACCAAACUAUGUAAAAAAACAAAAACAAACUGAAAGACAUGCCACAUUUUGAAUGUUUUGGUGUACAGUCAUGUAGUUUUUAAGUUGCUGCUACAAGCUUGUGUGACCAGUUGUAAUUUGCUUUCUGUGUUAAAAUGCAGUUUCCUAACAUUCCACCUCUAGCUUGUUUUAACUGGACAUAGCAGCUUUAUUUGUUUUAUUUACAUGU
Molecule: messenger RNA, 3377 nt
Organism: Larimichthys crocea (large yellow croaker)
Lineage: Eukaryota; Metazoa; Chordata; Actinopteri; Sciaenidae
Gene: ccpg1
Product: cell cycle progression 1
Exons: 11
Coding region: 191-2815 (874 amino acids)
Cellular component (GO): membrane
Source: RefSeq, a predicted model, not a curated record